GGAGACGCCGCCCGCCCGAGCUAUGGCUGAGAAAAGGCAGGCGGGCAAGCCCAGCGAGGAAGAGGAGGAAGUCCCCGCCUUCUUCAAAAACCUGGGCUCGGGCAGCCCCAAGCCCCGGCAGAAAUUCUGCGGCAUGUUCUGCCCGGUGGAAGGCUCCCUGGAGAACAAGACCAUCGACUUCGACUCCCUCUCGGUGGGACGCGGCUCCGGUGGCAAGAUCGUGGCCAAGCAGAAGGACGUGGCCCACCUGGGCGCCGAUGCCCAGACCCUCUACUCCUGGCAGAGCAGGAAGGGAGGGGAGCCAUCUGUUGAUUUCGGGAGGAAGGUGGAGAUCCGGAGGGCCACCGGCAAAGAAGCGCUGCAGAACCUGAACGACAAGAGUGAUCGCCUUUUGAUCAAGGGUGGUAAAAUAGUUAACGAUGACCAGUCUUUCUAUGCAGACAUUUACAUGGAAGAUGGGCUGAUAAAGCAAAUUGGAGAGAAUCUCAUUGUACCCGGAGGAGUGAAAACGAUUGAAGCUCAUGGAAGGAUGGUGAUCCCUGGAGGCAUUGAUGUCCACACUCGCUUCCAGAUGCCUGACCAGGGGAUGAACUCUGCAGAUGACUUCUUCCAAGGAACAAAAGCCGCUUUGGCUGGAGGCACCACCAUGAUCAUUGAUCACGUUCUUCCAGAGCCAGGGACCAGCUUGCUCUCUGCAUUUGACCAGUGGCGCGAAUGGGCUGACAGCAAGUCCUGCUGUGAUUACUCUUUGCAUUUGGAUAUCACAGAGUGGCAUAAAGGAGUUCAGGAGGAGAUGGAAGCCUUGGUUAAAGAUCAUGGAGUGAAUUCCUUCUUGGUUUAUAUGGCUUUCAAGGAUCACUUUCAGCUAACAGAUUCUCAGAUAUACGAGGUCUUGAGUGUGAUCCGUGACAUCGGCGCCAUCGCCCAAGUGCACGCUGAGAAUGGCGACAUUAUUGCUGAGGAACAGCAAAGGAUCUUGGAACUGGGAAUCACUGGGCCUGAGGGGCAUGUUCUGAGUAGGCCUGAAGAGGUUGAGGCUGAAGCUGUGAACCGGUCCAUCACCAUUGCUAACCAGACCAACUGCCCCUUGUAUGUCACUAAGGUGAUGAGCAAAAGUGCGGCUGAAGUGAUAGCCCAGGCCAGGAAAAAGGGCACUGUGGUGUAUGGGGAGCCCAUCACGGCGAGCUUGGGCACGGAUGGUUCACACUAUUGGAGCAAAAACUGGGCCAAAGCAGCAGCUUUCGUCACCUCUCCACCCCUGAGCCCUGACCCCACCACUCCCGACUUCCUCAAUUCUCUGCUGUCUUGUGGUGAUCUUCAGGUCACUGGCAGUGCCCAUUGUACUUUCAACACGGCCCAGAAAGCUGUUGGAAAGGACAACUUUACUCUGAUCCCUGAAGGAACCAACGGAACUGAGGAAAGGAUGUCCAUCAUCUGGGACAAGGCUGUGGUUACUGGUAAGAUGGAUGAGAACCAGUUUGUGGCUGUGACCAGUACCACUGCGGCAAAGAUCUUCAACCUGUAUCCACGGAAGGGACGUAUCGCGGUGGGCUCUGAUGCCGACCUGGUGAUCUGGGACCCCGACAGUGUCAAGACGAUCUCUGCCAAGACUCAUAACAUAUCUGUGGAAUACAAUAUCUUUGAGGGCAUGGAGUGCCGUGGGUCACCAUUGGUUGUCAUCAGCCAAGGGAAGAUUGUGCUGGAGGACGGUAACCUCCAUGCCACUGAAGGUUCCGGACGAUACAUCCCCAGAAAACCCUUCCCGGAUUUUGUUUACAAGCGGAUCAAGGCAAGGAGCAGGCUGGCUGAGCUGAGGGGUGUGCCCCGAGGCCUGUAUGAUGGGCCUGUCUGUGAAGUCUCGGUGACCCCAAAAACAGUCACACCAGCAUCUUCGGCCAAGACCUCUCCAGCAAAGCAGCAGGCCCCGCCUGUUCGGAACCUGCACCAGUCUGGAUUUAGCUUGUCUGGUACAUACUUAUGUGCCCAGAUUGAUGAUAAUAUUCCACGCCGUACUACGCAGCGCAUAGUGGCGCCACCUGGUGGACGUGCCAACAUCACCAGCUUGGGUUAAAACAAAAUUGGCCGCUUAGCGGAUCAUGGGUGUGGGUGGGGCACUUGAAGACCCUUUUGAUUCUUUUAGAGCCUGUGAUGGUUACUGUGGGCAACCAGUGGGUAAGGCCUAGUUGAGGCGUCAGUAUCCCCCCCCCAGUCACUUCGUUGUCAAUCUCUUUCCCCCAACAUCUUCACAGAACCUCUUCACUUUCCUCUUUCUACACAUUUGGGAACAAACCCUGUUUUUAACAUGAAGAUGCAAAAAAGGAAAACGUUAAAGAGUAGAACUUGUGGCUUAUGUUACCAUUAACAUAUUUUCUUUCUUUUCUUUCUUAAAAAAAAAGGAAGGAUAAAGUGAAUUUCCUGGGAGCUGCCAUUUUUU
Euleptes europaea (tarantolino) is the source of this 2434-nucleotide messenger RNA. It is a transcript of the gene DPYSL2, whose product is annotated as dihydropyrimidinase like 2. The record is from RefSeq and is a predicted model, not a curated record. Gene Ontology annotation, molecular function: hydrolase activity, acting on carbon-nitrogen (but not peptide) bonds, in cyclic amides. Gene Ontology annotation, cellular component: cytosol; cytoplasm. The transcript has 14 exons. The coding region runs from base 23 to 2071 and encodes 682 amino acids. NCBI's taxonomy places the organism in Eukaryota, Metazoa, Chordata, Lepidosauria, Squamata, Sphaerodactylidae.